AUGUCUGAUAAUGCUUCCCUCUCUUUACCCGUAUCUCCCUCUACCUCACCUCCGCCUCAAUCCUUAAUUCAUGCUAUCCAACCGCUUCCCCCACCUCCUGGUCCAUUAUCACCCAUCAGGGAUGACCACAAACAGUUACAAGUUGCUGAAUUUCUAAAAGAUGAAAGUCUAUUGGAACUAGAGCAAAAAGAAGAAAAAAUAGCGAAUGCUGAUGGACAAAUUUUUGGUAGGAUGGGAGAAAAGAGCCAUUUGAGAACGACGUCAAACAUUUCACAAUUGGUUGAUUUGACCAGUAGAAGAAACAGUGAGAGUGGAAAUGGAAAUCAAAGUCUAUUAGAUCGAGACCACGAUCAAAAUCCGGCUGUAAAUCAACUGUCAUCCGAUGUACAAACCAAUGUUGGCAUUGCCCAAGAGAAUUCUUCUAUAGAGUUUACUGCGAUUGAGACUACAUCCAACAUCAAGAAAAAGAGGCGAAGUCAGAAUGGUGGAAGGUACAUGAAUCUAAAAGUAUCUGAUUUUGAAAGAACAGGAUCGGGCAUGCAAGGGCUGUUCGAGUGGACAUCGCCGUCACUGUUUACUGAAAUUCCUCAGGCAGAUCAAUUCACCGGAAUACUGGAAAAAUACAUACCGCCCGAAUCCAGACCACAAAGAGACACGUCUAAAGGGAUUGACACAGACGAUGAGGACGCGCUAGAGAAGUUAAUAAUCAAUAAUUCAUGGAAAGCAGUAGCAAACUUGGCCAAGGACCAAAUAAUUUUAAGCGAUCCCAGCGAAGUAGAAUUAAUAAUUGAAUUUUGGCAUGUCCGUCUACUAGCAUUAACAAAACUUAAACAUUAUAAACUGGCGAUGACUGAACUGACCAAACUCGGUGAUCUUCAAAGGGCAGAACUGAACUAUGAACAUCCCAGAUGGCAAGGCAUGUUUGAUGAGAAAAAGGGAUCUAUGGUGCCAUUCGAGAUGAGAGUUUUAGCAGCUAGACUGACUGGAUAUCAAGGAAAUAUUUGUGAUGCUAUCGAUGGUAUUUUUAGAUUAAUUUUUGACUGUCGAAAGAUGGUCAAAGAGUUUAGUACACUUGAUACAGAUGAAGCCAAGCGUGAAUUACAAACGUGGCAACUACGAGAAGGACGAUUGAUGUUAAUAGUCGUGAACUAUCUACUUGAAUUGAAAGAUUAUCCAGCAGCAAUAUCUCUGAUGGAAAAAUGUUUGCAGUCGUUUCCUGACGACAUUAACCUACUAACUGGGUUGGCAAGAUUACAUUUGCAAUCUGGCAAUAUUGUCAGCGCUGAAGAACUAUUUAAUAAUGUCGAGAUAUUAGCAAAAUCCUCUGGUAGUGAUUCGUCUAACGAAUUGGUUUUGAUGAAUAGUGCAUUCAUUGCCAUUGUCAAAAGAGAUUGGAAUGCGGCAAAGAAGAUACUGAAUCAAAUUUUAGCUAAAAACCCAGAAAAUUUGGUGGCUGCUAACAACCAUGCUGUAUGUGAAUUAUACCUUAGUAAUUCAGAUGAGGCGGUAAAGCUUCUUGAAGAUUUAGUUAAUAGACAUCCAAAGUCUGCCGGAGUAUGUGAGCCAUUACUCUUUAAUUUGUGCAUUCUAUAUGAACUGAGGAGCGAUACAAGUUUGCAAAGAAAAGAAAGACUGAUAGCAGAAGUGGCAAAGUGGGCCGGUGAUCAAUUUUCGGUUGAAUGCUUUAAAUUGGCGGUUUCCCUAAUGUGUGGAAUUGCUUUUCGAUUGAUCAACCAAAAUGACUAUGAUCAAAGUUACUCUAAUAUUUGGGUCCAUUUGAACAAACAGAAUCAACGAAGAGGACCGGAUGCUCAUGGACAACAUACGAUAUCAAUCGUUUCACUGCGUCUUGACUUUGUUGCGUAUGUCUUACAUCUAAGAGGUUCAAAUGUGACUUCUCAGCCCAUAGUCGAUGAUUUGGGGAAUGUAUUACAAUGGAAUGGAGAAAUUUUUGACGGUAUUGAGGUUCAACCAUUUGCAAAUGAUACAAUGAGUCUAUGUGCUACUUUACUUUCCAGAAACAGUAUAGACAACGCAUUAGGCGUAUUGUCGAAUGUUGAAGGGCCAUUUGCGAUAAUCUAUUGGAAUGAUUCAACACGACAGUUGUGGUUCGGACGAGACUAUUUCGGAAGAAGAUCGCUUCUUUGGCAUAAACCAACGUCGACAGAUGAUCAAUUUAUGCUGACAUCAGUCGGUACUAAUUUUGCUCCAAACGAUUUUUUCACAGAAGUGCCUGCAGACGGAUUGUAUUGUCUUGACGUCAAUAGCCUUUUCUCAACAGAUUCAUUUUCAAGCGCAGUGACGCAUUAUCCCUGGUCGAAUCCCCCAAUAUCCACGAUAAACAACUAUAUUCCAACCACGUCUGAUUAUCCUCACAAUGGGGCGGACGCGAUUCCGGAAAUUUACCCUCAAAUGCAGCAAGCGAUUGACCGUUUCCUCGAACUACUAUCAGAUUCUGUGCGUCUUCGUGUAAUAAAUAUUCCGCAUACGGUUUCACCACGCGUGGCUGUAUUAUUCUCUGGAGGGAUUGACUGCAUGUGUCUAGCCGCCUUGGCCGAUACAUAUUUACCUGAAAAUGAACCAAUUGAUUUAUUGAAUGUCGGUUUUGAGAACCCAAGAUCAGUUGACGCUGAAGGAAGAAAGUCGAGAAAAGUAUCAGAGGAAAAAGAGAAAGAUAUUUUCAAAGUGCCAGAUAGAAUUAGCGGGAGACAGGGUGUAGAAGAGCUCAGGAGAAUAUCACCCAAGAGAAAAUGGAAUUUUAUUGAAGUCGAUGUCUCGUACGAAGAAUCUUGUGCUCACAAAGAAGAAAUCAUGGAGCUUAUGCACCCAUCUGACACCAUCAUGGAUCUGAGUAUUGCAAUGGCGUUUUGGUUUGCUUCAAGGGGGAAAGGACAUCUAGUCUCCGAGGAUGGGACAAGAAUGAUAGACUAUGAGAGUAAAGCAAGAGUCAUUCUCAUUGGUAUCGGAGCAGAUGAAUUACUAGGCGGAUAUUCGCGACAUAGAGAAGCAUUCAAACAUGGCGGUUGGGCACGACUAAUCAGUGAAAUACAAUUAGACAUAAACCGGAUAUCAACGCGAAAUCUAGGCCGCGACGAUCGCAUCAUCUCAUCUCAUGGUAAAGAAUCUCGCUGCCCCUACCUCUCCUUCCAGUUGGUCACAUAUCUCUCCUCGCUUCCAAUCCAUUUGAAAACUGAUCCACAUUUUCCGCGUGGCGUUGGAGAGAAAUUACUUCUACGACACGCGGCCAGGCGAUUGGGUUUGUUUAAUGCGAGUAUGUUGUGGAAGAGGGCUAUACAAUUCGGUGCGAAGACGGCAAAGAUGACAUAUGAGAGUCGCGGGGAAAGGGGAAAUAUGAAACUUGUGAGAUGA
Molecule: messenger RNA, 3369 nt
Organism: Paraglomus occultum
Lineage: Eukaryota; Fungi; Glomeromycota; Glomeromycetes; Paraglomerales; Paraglomeraceae
Source: the annotation of a GenBank genome assembly